Messenger RNA from Eimeria tenella, 738 nucleotides. RefSeq lists its product as uncharacterized. Lineage: Eukaryota; Apicomplexa; Conoidasida; Eucoccidiorida; Eimeriidae. The transcript is spliced from 2 exons. The record is from RefSeq and is a predicted model, not a curated record. The annotation marks the transcript as partial.
AUUCCAACAAACUGCGCCAGCUGCAGCAGCAGCCGCAGCCGCAGCAGCAGCAGCGACAGCCAAAGUGACGCGGAGGCGAAAUCGCACGAGAAGAGCGGCGAUUUCCUCACUUCUACCUCAGAGCAGCAGCAGCAGCAGCAGCAGCUGCUGGUGCUGCAGACGCCUCGCUCCGGUGGGCUUUCUACGGAAGCCGAAGCAGCAGCGCAGCAGCGAGUCCCUCCGCCGCAGCAAGAAGAGCAGCCAGAGCUGCAGCAGAACCCCCAGCCGCAGCAGCAGCUGCAGCAGCAGCAGCAGCAGGGUUUGGGGGCGCAGGAGGCGCUGCAGCUGCAGUGCGUUUGCCUGGAACUUGAGGAAGACAUAGCGACUCUGAAGAGAGCCUGUGGGGAGCUGAAGGCGCUGCUGCAGCAAAUAUUUGAAAAAGAAAAAAUUCCGAAAAAUAAAAAGAUUGACAAAGCAGCAUUUCGGGAGCUCUGGUGUACAGACACCGCAGACGCAGCGCAGGGGGCGCUCGCGGACGAGCUCUUCGGGCUCUGCUGCAGCAGCGCCCGGAGGUACAGGCCCAGCAGCAGCAGCAGCAGCAGCAGCAGCUGCUGCAGCAGACACCGCUGUGGGGCCCCGGAGGCCCUCAGCUUCGCCGAGCUGCUCAACUUGCUGCCCCCGAGGGCCCUCGAGUGUCUUUGGUGCAGCGCAGAGCUGCGCAGAAAGGCGCGGCAGCAGUACCGCUACUUCUGGAUCUGA